Messenger RNA from Oncorhynchus tshawytscha (Chinook salmon), 2087 nucleotides. RefSeq names its product lysM and putative peptidoglycan-binding domain-containing protein 2-like. NCBI's taxonomy places the organism in Eukaryota, Metazoa, Chordata, Actinopteri, Salmoniformes, Salmonidae. The record is from RefSeq and is a predicted model, not a curated record. Bases 278 to 934 code for a protein of 218 amino acids. The transcript is spliced from 3 exons.
AAUUCACACGGAGCGUUUCACGUUGUUGUUUUUUUACGUCUGCGACGUAAGUAAAGUCACGACUGUCUGUCUGUUGCAUCAAACAGCGAACGGCUCGGUUUUGCCUGACCUGAAAUAUGCCACAUUCACACAGGAUCGACAUGUGUCACCAAACUAGAAAUGGCAAUCUUCCCGCAGCCUGACUGAUUAAGCUAGCCAGCCACUUGGCUACCUCCUAGCCCAGGUUAGCUGAGUGCAGUCGGCGCAUCACGAACCAACAAGCAGCUACCGAGAGAAGAUGGCGGAGUACUCGCCUGUCCUGCCGAUGAGGGAUGGUGGAGCGAGGUUUGGUAUCGGACAGCCCAUCUUUCCCCGGUCCCGGUCCGGUUCAGAGUCCGACAGUGAACUGUCUCAGAGUCUGGCCCGAACCAAGAUCCGCUCUUACGGGAGUACGGCUAGCGUCGCGGCUUCUCUCGGCGAGAAAUACAUAGAGCAUCGGGUCACAGACAGCGACACUUUGCAGGGCAUAGCCCUCAAAUACGAAGUAACGAUGGAGCAGAUCAAGAGGACUAACAAGAUGUUCAGUAAUGACUGUAUCUUCCUGCGUAACACCCUCAACAUCCCUGUGGUCUCAGAGAAGACCUCUCCCCCCUUCAACGGCCUGUCUCUAGAGUCCCCCGACGGAGAUCCCCAGGACCAGGACUUCAACCCCCUUUGUGUGGGGCAGGACAGGGACACUGAGGAGGACCCCUCGUCACCUCUGGCCCCUGGGGAUAAGGACAGUAGUAGUUAUAAACGGCCCCAGCCGGAAGAGCUGUCGGCUCAAGACUUCCUGCACAGACUGGACUUGCAGAUUAAACAGUCAAAGCAGGCAGCACGCAGGCUCAAAGAAGAGGAAGUGAGGGACAGUGAAGAGGAAUACACACUUCCUGUUUCAUCAUACCAGGAGAUCUAAAGGACACGUUUACCUGAAGCCCUGAUUAACACCCAUCCACCCAUCAAUCCUUCCUACCUUUCUCUUCCUGUAUCUCUCUUUUACCAAACCAUCACACUGUCAUGUCUAAGUGUUUCAACUGAGGAUUCAUCCUUUGCCUUUUUAAUAUUAGUGUCAUUAUCAUACGUUUUAUUAUUAGUAUUCUUCUGGUUUUGUACUGUUCAACUGCUGUCAAUCAUCUGAACAGCAGGUAGUCUGUUACUAUGACACUCAUCCACUCACUACAAGUCUACAUGCUGCUGCUGUACAGAAUAACUCUCUGGUCUGUGUAUACCACACACACACAUACACAGGAAACACACAGGUGUGUGUGUGUUUGGGGGAUUAGUUCGAUACUGGCUUUUACCCUAACUCUGAUGAUCCAAUCCCUCCUAGAAUAGCAUCAGUCCACCAGAUGGAUGGAGAAGCCUCCAGUAUUACCUCCUCUUCCUCCUCCUCUCUUUUCCUCCUCUCCUCCUCUUUUCCUCCUCCUCUCCUCCUCCUCCUCUCCUUCUCUUCUCUUCCUCCUCUUCCACUCCUCUCUACUUCCUCCUCUUUUCCUCCUCCUCUUCCUCCUCUACUAGGCUGCUUCCAUAAUGGCAGCCUAUUUAUACCCCACAUUGACUGCAUCCCAAAUGGCUCCCUAUUCCCUAUGUAGUGCACUACUUUUGACCAGGGCCCGUAGGGUUUUGGUCAAGAGUAGUGUAUAACAUAGAGAAUAGGGUGCCAUUUUGGAUGUAUCCCUCGACUGAAUUCUCAACCAGAAGCUGUGGAUGGGAGGGGUGCUGAAGCUGUGGAUGGGAGGGGUGCUGAAGCUGUGGAUGGGAGGGGUGCUGAAGCUGUGGAUGGGAGGGGUGCUGAAGCUGUGGAUGGGAGGGGUGCUGAAGCUGUGGAUGGGAGGGGUGCUGAAGCUGUGGAUGGGAGGGGUGCUGAAGCUGUGGAUGGGAGGGGUGGUGGUGUUUUGUUUACCUGUUUUGAAGCAUUCAUUGGUGACAUAAAAGGAAAGCUCUGUUUGAAGUGUGAAUGUGCUGUUGUUUUUAAGUGUGUGAAAUACUGUACAAAUGAAACCAUGGCUGAGAUUUAAUGUGCUUUUUCUUCUUGAUUUGAGGAUGAAUAAAUGCAACUUUAAAACAGA